AAUACAACUGCAACUUUGUCCCAUUCAUAAAUGUGGUGUGGAGAUACUACAAAUGCAACUCUGUCUGAAGCUUUUGUCAUUUGCUCCAGUCGUUCCUUCAUGGUAUGCCUUGUUAGUUUGUGUUGUAUAAUUGCUCUGUCUCUUCCACCAGCGCUCAGCAUCGGUAACACGGAAGUCAUCACUUUAUCAUGAAGUCACAUAUGCGUCCUGUAAAUAUGUUUCUUCAGUACUUGCUUCUAUUCCUUAUGCUCCCACUUUGCAGCUCCACUGACACCAUAACUCCCAACCAACCCUUCAGAGAUGGUGACCUUCUAGUCUCUAAACAGUCCAGGUUCGCUCUUGGCUUCUUCAGUCCACGGAAUUCUACACUCCGAUAUAUUGGAGUUUGGUACAACACAAUUCGUGAACAAACCGUUGUAUGGGUUCUUAACAGAGACGAUCCUAUCAACGAUACCUCCGGAGUCCUCUCCAUCAACACUUCUGGAAACCUCCUUCUGCACCGCGGAAACACUCAUGUAUGGUCCACAAACGUUUCCAUCUCAUCAGUGAACCCUACUGUGGCUCAGCUGUUAGAUACCGGAAACCUAGUCUUGAUCCAUAACGGUGACAAGAGGGUUGUGUGGCAAGGCUUUGAUUAUCCCACAGAUAAUUGGAUUCCCCACAUGAAACUCGGACUGAAUCGGAGAACCAGUUUCAACAUGUUCCUAACUUCUUGGAAGUCCCCAACCGACCCAGGAACCGGGAAAUACUCGUAUAGAUUUAACGCCAGUGGGUCUCCUCAAAUAUUUUUGUACCAGGGUUCAGAGCCGCUAUGGAGAACCGGUAACUGGAACGGGCUCCGGUGGAGCAGUCUGCCGGAGAUGAAGUACAUAUUCGAACUCAAAAUUAUCUUUUUGAACAAUCAAGAUGAAAUCUCUGAGAUGUUUACUAUGGUCAACGCGUCGAUUCUCGAGCGGCUGACGGUGGACCACGAGGGAUAUAUCCAGCGGAACAUGUGGCAGGAAACGGAAGGCAAAUGGUUCAGCUUCUACACAGCCCCAAGGGACAGGUGCGACAGGUACGGCCGGUGCGGACCCAACAGCAACUGCGACAACAGCCAGGCCGAGUUUGAGUGCACGUGCCUGGCGGGGUUCGAGCCCAAGUCGCCACGAAACUGGUUCUUGAAAGACGGCACAGCGGGAUGUCUGAGGAAGGAAGGAGCGAAGGUGUGCGGGAACGGGGAAGGGUUUGUGAAGGUGGGAGGUGCGAAGCCCCCAGAUACAUCGGUGGCACGUGUGAACAUGAACAUCAGCGUGGAAGCGUGUAGAGAGGGGUGCCUGAAGGAGUGUUCUUGCAGUGGAUACGCGGCUGCAAAUGUGAGUGGAAGUGGGAGUGGGUGCUUGUCUUGGCAUGGGGACUUGGUGGAUACAAGAGUGUUUCCUGAAGGGGGCCAAGAUUUAUAUGUGCGUGUGGAUGCCAUCACUCUAGCUGAAAAUCAAAAGCAGUCAAAAGGUUUCCUUGCGAAGAAGGGGAUGAUGGCAGUUUUGGUGGUGGGGGCUACUGUGAUUAUGGUUCUGUUGGUCUCCACAUUUUGGUUCUUAAGGAAGAAGAUGAAAGGGAGAGGAAGACAAAACAAAAUGUUGUAUAAUUCGAGACCUGGUGCUACAUGGCUGCAAGACUCUCCAGGAGCUAAGGAGCAUGAUGAAAGUACAACCAAUUCUCAAUUACAAUUCUUUGAUCUGAACACCAUAGCUGAAGCCACAAAUAAUUUCUCUUUUGAGAACGAACUUGGACGUGGUGGUUUUGGCUCAGUUUAUAAGGGUCAACUAUCUAAUGGACAAGAAAUAGCUGUGAAAAAAUUAUCAAAGGAUUCGGGACAAGGAAAAGAAGAAUUUAAGAAUGAAGCAACACUUAUUGCAAAACUCCAACACGUGAAUCUUGUGAGGCUUUUGGGUUGUUGCAUUAGAGAAGAAGAGAAGAUGUUAGUCUAUGAGUACUUGCCAAACAAAAGUUUAGACUCUUUCAUUUUCGAUGAAACAAAGAAGUCAUUGUUAGAUUGGAGGAAACGCUUUGAAAUUAUUGUCGGAAUUGCUCGAGGAAUCUUAUAUCUUCAUGAGGACUCUAGAUUAAGAAUCAUACACAGAGAUCUAAAAGCAAGCAAUGUUCUACUCGAUGCCGAAAUGCUUCCAAAAAUUUCAGAUUUUGGCUUGGCUAGAAUAUUUCGAGGAAAUCAAAUGGAAGGAAACACAAAUCGAGUAGUUGGAACAUAUGGUUACAUGUCACCUGAGUAUGCGAUGGAAGGGUUAUUUUCAACAAAAUCCGAUGUCUAUAGCUUCGGAGUUUUGUUGUUAGAGAUUAUUACUGGGAGAAAAAAUAGCACUUAUUAUCAAGACAAUCCAUCCAUGAGCUUAAUUGGACAUGUUUGGAACUUAUGGGAAGAAGACAAAGCCUUGGAUUUAAUCGACCCGUCACUAGAAAAGUCAUACCCUGCAGAUGAAGUAUUGAGAUGCAUCCAAAUUGGGCUCUUAUGUGUCCAAGAAUCUGUAACGGAUCGACCUACCAUGUUGACUAUUAUUUUCAUGUUAGGUAACAACUCUGCUCUUUCUUUUCCUAAACAGCCUGCAUUUAUUUCAAAAACAACUCACAAGGGUGAAGAUCUAUCAUGCUCUGGUGAGGGACUUUUAUCUGUAAAUAAUGUGACCAUGACUGUGCUUCAACCUCGCUAAAUGCUUACACUCUCACAUGUUGUAUGUUUAUCCUCCAUGACAAUGAACAGUACAAGAAAAAAGCCUUUCGUUGACUGUUUUUCACCA
Molecule: messenger RNA, 2792 nt
Organism: Vitis riparia (riverbank grape)
Lineage: Eukaryota; Viridiplantae; Streptophyta; Magnoliopsida; Vitales; Vitaceae
Product: G-type lectin S-receptor-like serine/threonine-protein kinase At1g11410
Exons: 9
Coding region: 189-2705 (838 amino acids)
Biological process (GO): protein phosphorylation; recognition of pollen
Molecular function (GO): protein serine/threonine kinase activity; ATP binding
Source: RefSeq, a predicted model, not a curated record